GGAAAAUUGGUAGAUUCUGUGAUAUAUAGACUUUUUAUUGGUUUCACAUUCUUUUGAAUUCUAGAAAAAGAUCCAUUCCGAGAUCAUGUCUCGCCCUAUCAAUCUGCUCAUCUACAAUUCUCCGCUCUUUCCUGCCCAUUGGUCCUUAUGGCUGCCUUCAGCAGCUGAUCCCAACAUUGGAAAACGCAUCCACGUCACCGGAGACUCAGCUUUUGGAUUCGAAACCGUCUUCGAGCGCAACUACAAUCUUGCCGCUACUAGGCGUCGUUAUCAAAUUGUCCCACUCGCCCAGGUCCUCGAACACCAUGUGGCUAAUGACGAGGGAGACAGUGGUCCAUCGUCGGACAACACUGCGCGAGAUUAUGUUGAGCAAGUUGCGCUUAGCGUUCCUGCACCAGGUCCGAGUCUUGUAUCGGCUAGCUCUUCUGGGCCUAGGCAGCGAGUAGCAAUUCAAAACUGCCAAACAUGGCUGCGGGAAUUGGUCGUUAAACUCGUGGAGAAAGGCGUGAUGGAUCAAUCGGCUGUGGAGGCAAUUGAUAAAGCACCUAAGAACUAA
Molecule: messenger RNA, 556 nt
Organism: Aaosphaeria arxii CBS 175.79
Lineage: Eukaryota; Fungi; Ascomycota; Dothideomycetes; Pleosporales
Exons: 2
Coding region: 86-556 (156 amino acids)
Source: RefSeq, a predicted model, not a curated record